AUGUGGGCGCUGCUGGCCGCCGGCGUAGCGCUGGUCGUGGUCACCGGGGCGCAGGACAACCCGGUGCCCGGCAGCCGCUUCCACCAGCUCCAUACCAACGUGUCUACCGCCGGCCUGCCCAGCGACGUGCGCGAGGUGCUCCAGCGGCGGCUGGGGGAGCUGGAGCGCCAGCUGCUCCGCAAGGUGGCCGAGCUGGAGGACGAGAAGUCGCUGCUGCACAACGAGACAUCUGCUCACCGGCAGAGAACAGAGAGCACGCUGAACGCGCUUCUGCACCGAGUGAGCGAGCUGGAGCGAGGCAACAGUGCAUUCAAGUCUCCGGACGCCUUCAAGGUGUCCCUCCCUCUCCGCACCAACUACCUGUACGGGAAGAUCAAGAAGACGCUGCCCGAGCUGUACGCCUUCACCAUCUGCCUGUGGCUGCGGUCCAGCGCCUCGCCGGGCAUCGGCACCCCGUUCUCCUAUGCCGUGCCCGGGCAGGCCAAUGAGAUCGUGCUGAUUGAGUGGGGUAACAACCCCAUCGAGCUGCUCAUUAACGACAAGGUCGCACAGCUGCCCCUGUUUGUCAGUGACGGCAAGUGGCACCACAUCUGCGUGACCUGGACGACAAGGGACGGCCUGUGGGAAGCCUUCCAGGAUGGAGAGAAGCUGGGCACUGGGGAGAACCUGGCACCCUGGCACCCCAUCAAGCCCGGGGGCGUGCUCAUCCUCGGGCAGGAGCAGGACACCGUGGGGGGCAGGUUCGAUGCCACACAAGCAUUUGUGGGGGAGCUCAGCCAGUUCAACAUCUGGGACCGAGUCCUGCGUGCCCAAGAAAUCAUCAACAUUGCCAACUGCUCCACCAACAUGCCAGGCAACGUCAUCCCCUGGGUGGACAACAAUGUCCAUGUGUUUGGGGGGGCUUCCAAGUGGCCCGUGGAGACAUGUGAGGAGCGUCUCCUGGACUUGUAGCCACCCCAAGGUCCCCGAAGGCCAGGCUCAGUCAGUCCUGGUGGGGGUGGAGUUGUUCCAGGCCACCCCCUCUCUUGUUAAAAACUGUGAAACCUCUCACCCCAGAGUGGGACCCCAAAGUUCAUUGUGGGAACUUAACACUGAGGCUGGGUGAUAGCCUUGGCCACCGGCUCAAUCUUUCCUUCCCACCAUUUUGGGUUUUGUUGGGGGCGGGGUUGUCAGUGCCACCUUCCUUUGGGAAGAAGCCCCCAGACUCAAGUGGGUCAGCAGCUGGCUUCCUGCCGGGAGUGGAUUGAAGCCAGUGAGCUUCUCUCCCCACAACCCCCUGUAAAUGCUCAUGAAGCCCAGCCCUGCCCUUGCUGUCUUGAUCUUUGGUGUCCCGUGUAUGCCUUCUGUCUGUCCCCUUUCGUGACUGUGUGCCUGGCAGUGUCCUGUACGUGCACAGCAUCCCUGCUGCCCAUCAUGCACGUGCUGUGCAGGGAACAUGGUCUGCAGAAGGACCCCUGCCCUUCCCACCCUGUAUCCUGUAACCUUUAUGUCUUGAGCAUGUGCCAGUGGGGGGGGGAAGCAGCUGGCCCUAUGUAGAGGACCCAGGAGUACAGAGGGGCAGUGACAGCUGCCAUCCUUCCUGUCUGCCCCCCUCUCCUCCAGACCAAACACACACUUUGAUGGACUUGUCACUAGGUUGGUUCAAGUCCACUCUUCUCAUCUGGUGCCAAAAGUUCAUUUGUAGCCUUUCUGUCCACUUAGUGUGUUUGAGGGGAUUCCUGUCCUGCCCACCAUAAGGCUCCCGUUCCUCAAUGUUCCUCCCAUUUCUGAUCCAUGUUGAUUCCUGUGAGCAUCCUAUAGUCCCCCCUGACUCUGUCCCCCAGAACUCCUGAGGACAUUGGAUGUCAUUUGGCCAAUGUUGGCCUAGUGGCUCCAGGCUGCACCACAGGUUGUAAUUUAUUUUACAGAGAAAGUAAGUGAUGUGGUGGGAAGGGGGGGAAUUUAUAAAGCUGAAUAUUAUAUAUUUUAUUUUUUCAUACCCAUUGGAAGCACAAAGUCCACGGACGUGCCCAUCCUGACAUUGUGCCACAGAGCGCGCCUGUGAUGAUGGAUGCUAAUUAAAGUGCAUUGAAGAUG
Dipodomys ordii (Ord's kangaroo rat) is the source of this 2076-nucleotide messenger RNA. It is a transcript of the gene Nptx2, whose product is annotated as neuronal pentraxin II. The transcript has 5 exons. Lineage: Eukaryota; Metazoa; Chordata; Mammalia; Rodentia; Heteromyidae. Bases 1 to 951 code for a protein of 316 amino acids. The record is from RefSeq and is a predicted model, not a curated record.